Messenger RNA from Echinostoma caproni, 537 nucleotides. Lineage: Eukaryota; Metazoa; Platyhelminthes; Trematoda; Plagiorchiida; Echinostomatidae. The record is from the annotation of a GenBank genome assembly.
AUGGAGGGCUUGAGAGAUGCCGCUCAGAUGGACUUAAGCACAGAAGAUGCCGAGAAUCUCCUGAAUGACAGUGACUUGUCCGAGGAUAUGAAUGGCGUUGCAAAUGACCUAUUGACUGUUCGCGAAAAACGGUCUCUAACUUUGGAUAGCUAUAUGUGCUACCGAACCAAUAACGGUAUAUUAUUCGCCAAGACGCAUUUAAAACGUUGGACAUUUCAAAUUGUGGCAAACGGCACAGUGGCCGUGGAUACGUUCUUCCUUAUGUCUUUCACUCCAAUUUAUCUGGCUGUCAUUGUUCUCUACACGGGAUUCUUUAUGCACCUCUGGGAUGGUCCGUUCUAUCCUCAACGUGCAGAACUGAGCGAUAUUCAAUACUGUCAAACACACUGGUGGACGAUGUACGUGAAUAAUCUGGUCUAUACGGAUGAAAUGCUCAAAAUCAGUGUUUAUGGAGUUACAAAAGCAAUUAAAUUGCUCAGUUCAGAAAUGCUGAAUGGAUUUCCCUACAUACUUCCGAAAUUCUUCAAAAUUGGUUAG